Messenger RNA from Paraglomus occultum, 1113 nucleotides. NCBI's taxonomy places the organism in Eukaryota, Fungi, Glomeromycota, Glomeromycetes, Paraglomerales, Paraglomeraceae. The record is from the annotation of a GenBank genome assembly.
AUGCCACUUUCGAACGUAAACAAAGCCAUUAUUGUUACUCUUAUUGCUACUAUUGCUGAGACAAUAGCUACUCAAGCAAAUUUCGAAUCAGAAAUGUUAGAAUCCGAAGCAAUUUUGCUGAAUCUUAGGAAUGAAAUAAUUCGAGCGCCGAAAACCUUGCGACCGAAGACAGAUGGAUUCUGGACGAAUAUUUAUCCUAAUCUCAAUGAUGAUAGCCUUACAAAUGGUUUUAAAUCUCAUUUUCGCAUAACAAAGACUACCUUCCACAGACUUCUUAAUACCAUCUCCAAUCAUCCCGUCUAUCAGUCUAAUCCAUUCAAACCACAAACUCCUAUCGAAAUGCAAGUUGCGAUCGUAUUACAACGCUUCGCAAACCCUAUGUCUUAUAGAGAAUUAGAAACAUCGUUUGGUAUCAGCCAGGGAUCUGUGGAAAAUUUCACGAAAAGAUUUUGCAUCGCAGUUCUGAAAAAUUUACAAUAUGCAAUCAAAUGGCCCACAGAUCAAUCAAUGCAAGAAGUAGUCGAAGGUUUUGCUCCACCUGAAUUUAGAAAUCCUAUACCAAACGUAAUUGGAGCCAUUGAUGGGUCACAUAUUCCAAUUCAACGACCACAAGUUGAAUAUCAUCAACGAUAUAUUAAUCGUAAAGGAUGCUAUAGUGUUGUAUUAAUGGCUAUCGUCGAUCAUAUGGAGAAAUUUACCUACGUUUAUACUGGCCAACCUGGUGAUUCUGCAUUCCCUUUAAUGCCAUGGUUGUUUGUGCCAUUUAAGGAGCGCGUGACUCAGCGGCUUACUAGACCUCAACGACAAUACAAUAAAGUACAUUCAUCUGCUCGCAUGGCUGUGGAGAGAGCGUUUGGGAAACUUAAAGGCAGAUGGCGCAUAUUAAAAAAUCCGAUGGAGGUAACUGAUCUGACUACAAUGGUUGAUAUAAUAGACGUAUGUUGCAUCCUCCACAACCUCUGCAUUGAUUGUGACGAUCUGUGGGAGGAUGUGAAUUUAAUCAGUGAUGCAAAUAACGAAAUCAUAGAUGUAAAUUUGGGUGCUCAUGUGGCUACGCUUCGUAAUGCAGAAAUUAAAAGAAAUCAAAUAGUUAGGCAAUUGUUUGAUGAAUAA